ACCAUGCAACAACUCCAGAACCAGCACCCAGCCCCAGGCCAGUGCCACUCCAACACAGUGCCCCGUGGACUGGCGUCAGCAGAGGGGUUCAGUUCCAGAUUCUCAAGCCCCCGGAACAUGCUGAAGGUGAACAGAAAGUGGAGUUCCUCCAUCUCGCCCCUCUCUGACAACAACAUUGACCUUCACACCAUGAUCAGGACAUCACCUAACUCCCUGGUGGCCUUUAUCAAUAACUCUCACUGUGGCUCAACAACCAGUGGCUCGUACGGCCACUUAUCCGUCACAGGCAUCAGCCCAACAUGUGGAUUUCCUCAUCCUCCGACGCCGUCCUCCAAACACCAGCAGUUCCCCAUUCAGCCAAGAGGCCUGGCCACCACGUUUGGGAACAGCCAACCCUCAGUGUCCUGCAGCUCCCAGCAGCCCAUUGGAGUCACUCUUCUGACACGCUCACAACCGCACCAGCCUUCCAAGCCAUUCCAGGCCGAGUCAUCUGUCAGCAGCUCGCUGGAUCCUAUCAAUGCCAGGUACCUGGAAGAGCGAUCGGAAGGAGAUGUGUCCAGCCCUGCUUCUACAGGCACACAGGAUCAUUUGCUGGGAAGAGAUGAUGGAGACAAGGAUGAUGGGAAACAAGAGCCAGCCGUCUAUGAGACAAACUGUCACUGGGAAGGCUGCAGUAAAGAAUUCGAUGCUCAAGACCAGCUUGUGCAUCAUAUCAACAAUGAGCACAUUCACGGAGAGAGGAAGGAGUUUGUCUGCCACUGGCAAGAGUGUUCGAGGGAGCAGAGACCGUUUAAGGCCCAGUACAUGCUUGUGGUUCAUAUGAGGCGACACACAGGAGAGAAACCACAUAAAUGUACCUUUGAAAGUUGCAAUAAGGCUUACUCCAGACUAGAGAACUUGAAAACCCACCUGCGGUCUCACACUGGAGAGAAACCAUACAUCUGUGAGCAUGAAGGCUGCAAUAAGGCAUUCUCUAAUGCUUCAGACCGGGCCAAGCAUCAAAACAGGACCCAUUCCAACGAGAAACCGUAUAUCUGUAAGAUUCCGUACUGCACCAAACGAUACACUGACCCCAGCUCACUACGAAAACAUGUGAAGACUGUGCAUGGACCUGAGGCACACAUAACGAAAAAGCAGCGUGGGGACAUCAAUGUGAGACCGUCUGCAACACAAGAUGGAGCGAGAUCAUUGCCGGGACAGGAUGGAGAUGCUGCCCAUGAUGAAGGCAGCAAUGCUGCCAGUAAAGACUUUCUGCAGCACACGUUGAUGGUGCCCGACACAACCAUGACAUUCGAGGCCAGCCCUGGAGACCACUCGCCCAGCAGCAGUGAAAGCUCUCUGCCAGGAAGCGCCAACAACAAUGACAGUGGUGUGGAGAUGAACACCAAUGGUGGAGGCAGCUCCGAGGAUCUGACCAACGUUGAAGACGUUGCCUCAGGGGAUUCCGCAGCCCGGGUGCCAGAUGCCAGGCUGCGGAGGAAUGGCACAGCACUCCAGCGACUGGCCGACCUGAAAAUCGGGAAGCUGAGGCAAAGCCGUAAAACCGCAGCUCCAUCACGAGGGCUGAAACUCCCCUUGAUACAAGGCAGUGGUUCACACGGACAAAGCGCGGUGUGUGAGCUCUCCGCUCUGCCUUGUCACCGAAUCAUGGAGUUAGCCGUGAGGGAUGCAGCCAGCCGGAGCCCACUUCUGGAGCGGCGAGGUAGCACCAGCAGCACCAUCAGCUCGGCCUACACCGUCAGCCGUCGCUCGUCGGCUGUAACUCCUUACCUGCCGAGUCGACGGUCCAGCGAUAGCUCUCUGCUCGGGGGCCGUGCUAACGAUGGCACUUCAUCCGAGUGCUACCCCCCCACGUCGCCUGGCGCUUUGCGGAGAUAUGGCGAGAUGGCAUCGUCUGCCACCUGCCCAGCCCUGCCCAACCUCUCGCCAGCCCAGCUGUACCAUCUCAAAGCCAAGUACGCCGCAGCCACUGGUGGUCCACCACCCACCCCGUUAGUGGCUGCGGAACAGGUGGGCAUGGAUGCCAGGCCCUCACAUGCCAGGGAUCACGCCAACCCUGCCUUGUUCCCACCUGAUGGACUGGAAUGCCCGAACAGUGGAGGAGGAGGGUCCCAUGGCUACAGGGCAGGGGUGCUGAGACCCCCGGAGAUCCCUGGCAUCUGCGAACCUGUUGCUGAGACCCAGUCAGUGCCCAAAGUGCCACGGCUUCACAAUCUCCAUCACAUGCAUCUAGCGGCAGUGGCAAGACAGUGCUGCCAACUACAGCACUCUGCAGGUUCCACCUCCAACCUCCGUGGACACAUCCAUUCCCCUCGGCCACCCAGCAUUACUGAAAACGCCGUCAUGGAGACGCUCGCCAUGGAUACAUCCCAUCCAGCCAGCCUAGGGUUACCUGACGACAUGGCAAUCUAUAGUAACUAUCAGGAGGCCAACAUGGCUCCCUUAAAUCAUGUUUGUCCCAACCAAGCGCCUGGAUCUCACAGCCACAUGGAUUUUCACAACCGGAAUCUCUCUGCUAACUCCAACAGAAACCUGGGAGCCGCACAGAGCUCUUUCAACCAGGGCCCAAUGGCCAGCAACAUGUCACUCCAACAUGACAACGACAGUCAGUGUCCAAUGAAUCAAUACGUCACACAAUUCCUGAACAGGGAAUGUUUGCAGGCAAACAAUAUGCCCAUCCAGUGGAAUGAGGUAAGCUCGGGAAGUAUGGAUAUUGUCCCCAUCGAGAUUCCCAACACCCGCAGUGUCCAGCAAGAUCUAGCCCAUCCCAAUCCAUGCCUGAGGCAGGUCAAUCUGAAUCCGCAAUCAUCCCAUCCACCCAUGACGUUUAACCACAAUCAUUUGGACAUGACCCAAAAUCCCCAGGAUGUGUUGACCUCACACCAGAAGAUGCCCACUGGGUGUCAACAGUCAGUGAAACCGACCUUGUCAUUCCAGCAGUCGGUGCCAAUGUUAAAUCCAUACCAAAACCCAAAGCAGCCAUUGGCAGCCCAGCCAGAUUACAACCAAUCCAGGCAUGCACUGCCCAGUCCACAUGGUAUGAGCCAGGAACACACUGCCAACUCGCGCCAUCCGGACUCUGCUCCAGCCUUAGGCGUGAGGCAUCUUGGCUCCCCAUUGGAUGAAGACAGGUGGACUGGUGCCCACACACCAAUGAUGCAAGUUAAGGAGAUGAUGGUGAGGAACUAUGUCCAGUCCCAGCAAGCUCUCAUAUGGGGCCAACCAGCAAAAGGUGCAAGUGCAGAAACACUGAUGCCCAUCAAUAUGGACAGGCCAGAAAUCAGUCUAUGCCAAACCAUGCACAGCUCUCCUUCAAACAGCUUCCAAACUCAAAGUCCGCCACACAUGGCUUUAAGGUACAUCAACUGCCAAAGUCAACUGAAUUUAUUAAGUCCUUCUACUCCAGUCCAAGCAAAGACGUCAGUCAGUGCAGGGGCUCAGUGUUUCAACUCGAGGAUAGUGCCCCACCCUCCUGCAGCACAGAAGCUUCGAAGCAGACAGUACAGCCUUCCACCCCCCCAGCAGCUGCAGUACUCGCUCGCUCUAACCCACAUGAACCCUGCUCACAAAGCUGCACCUUCUACAAACCCAGGUCGGCCGAUCAGCCAUGCACCAGAGCCUUGUCCUCAAGUGCAGCCGCAAGAUGGUCACUUGUUCUUCUCUGACCUCAAGCAACAAGGCAAGUCUCAGAUGGAAAACCCCAUGCUGAUGCAUUCACCACAAAGCAACUGCGCCCUUCAGCAUCACCCGGUGAUGCCCAGCAUGGAGCCCAUGAAGCUUGACUCAAGAAUGUAUCCAGAGACCAAUCCGAUGUCGAGUCCCAUUGACUCUUUGGACCUGGCUAACACACAGAUUGAUUUUGGAGCAAUUUUGGAUGAGGGACAGCAGCCUUCCUUGGUACCAGACACUUUAAGUCCUAACGUUGUCCACAACCCUUCUCAAGUGUCCUCUUGUCUGAUGGCUCCCUGUAACUCACUCCCAUUGCAAACAGGAAGGUCCAACAUGGCAGUCACUGACAUGAAUUCUAUGCUGACAACACUGGCAGGAGAAAGCAAGUUUCUCAAUACCCUCUCGGAGUGAGAGGGAAAAUCGAAGACGUGUCGAACAGUGACCUCUGGCUGCUGAAAGUACAGAGUGAGAGCAAUUCUUGAUCGCAGUAAAUAUACAACUGUACAUUCACACCUUACCCCUCCGCACAGCCGUGUAGGAUAAAAGCAUUCCAAACCGUUUAAGGCCUCACAAACAUAACCCUGUAACCAAACAGAAUGCAAUUCCCCAACCCAUGGCCAAUUUCAACUUGUGUGCUGGUGCUGAGUAAAUGACGACUAUAAUGUCCCACAGAACAUCCCAGGAUGAAGGACACUUUCAGAUCCUAUCGAAAUGACGCAGACAAAAGAUGAGCACUCAUUCUGUUCCUUCUUGCCAGAUUUUUUAAAGAAAGUAUAUAUUUUUGCAUUUCUACAGAUUGGUGCAACUCAUUUUUUCAGUCCAAAUAUCAAAUCCAAGGUCACAAGCUAAAUCGAGCAGCAAGUAUGCAGUAUUUCAUUAGCACGCUUAGAUUUGACUUGUUAG
Messenger RNA from Rhincodon typus (whale shark), 4572 nucleotides. RefSeq names its product GLI family zinc finger 1 (gene gli1). The coding region runs from base 4 to 4080 and encodes 1358 amino acids. The record is from RefSeq and is a predicted model, not a curated record. NCBI's taxonomy places the organism in Eukaryota, Metazoa, Chordata, Chondrichthyes, Orectolobiformes, Rhincodontidae. Gene Ontology annotation, cellular component: nucleus. The transcript has 11 exons. Gene Ontology annotation, molecular function: RNA polymerase II cis-regulatory region sequence-specific DNA binding; DNA-binding transcription factor activity, RNA polymerase II-specific. Gene Ontology annotation, biological process: smoothened signaling pathway; regulation of transcription by RNA polymerase II.